CCUGCGCGAGACUUUUCAUAGAGCAUCAUGGCGGAUUGUGUUGUCAAGUGAAGCUAACAAAUUGUCACACUUUUGCAACCGACAAAACGCUAGUUUAAAGCUUUGUCAGGAUUAAAUGUAUUUCAAGAUUUAUUUACAAGCUUGAUUUAGUGAUAAUGUUAGGUUAAGAAACGCAAUGGAUGUUAAAGAUGCCACCACGUCGUUGGCAGAUGAUUUGAAAGAAUUGACACUCGAUGGGCCUGUCACCAAGGCUGCUUUAAAGUCCACUGAAGAAUUAGAAGAACUAACUGUAGAUGAACAACUAAGUGAUAUCGAAAGAGCAGUUUACCUGCUAAGUUCUGGCCAAGAAGUACAGCGAAUCAGUGUUAUCAACAACCUGCCGGAUCUUCUCAAAGACAGCCAUGCAGACUGUAUGCGAAGGGUUGUCCCCAAAGUGCGGGAAGUUCUUCAUGUUGCACAGGCGGACAUGCAGUUGGCAGCAUCAUCGGCGUUUGUCCAGAUCUUACGUAAAGACUUGGUUCCUGUACAAAACUAUGCCUCAACAUUCCUACAAACCAUUCUAUCCAGUGUUGACAACAAAGAUCCAGUGCGAGACUGGGACAUUGCCAACGCCUGGUUAGAUACAUUGUUAGAUGUCAUUGAUCUACUGCCAAAAGAAAUCAUCAAAAAAGAGAUUUUAACGAUAGCAAUAGAGAAAGGGCAGUUAUCGCAGCCAGUACAGACUAGACUGUCAUGCUGUAAAAUACUGGGCAAAAUUGCAACAAGAUUUGAGCCUUUCGUGAUCAAAAAGGAGAUUCUUCCUAUAGUUCAGUCACUGUGUCAAGACGUGGAGUAUGAAGUACGGGGCUGUAUGUGUUUGCAGCUCGACCCUGUGUCAAGGGGAUUAGGCUUGGAAGCCACCAAAAGUGCAAUACUACCUGAGUUGGUAGAGUUAACCAAUGAUGAGGAGAGUUAUGUUAGAAUAGCAGGACUUCAAACUGUUGUCAAUAUACUCACUCUUGUAGAUGAAGAUACGUGUAGAGCAACAUUGAUACCUCUGGUGUGUAAGUUCUGUCAACAAUCAGUGAAGACAGAAGAUGUUACACUACCUAUAGUAGCCAGGGAGAUAGGAAAACUUUGUCAUGGAUUCUCAGCAUAUCUAACUGAUGAACAGAAGUCAUGGUUUGUUGAUUUCUUCAAGCAGUUAUGUAAGGUUGGACUCAAUGAAAAUAAAUCCAAUAAAAACAAAGAUGCUGAGAAAGAGUCACCUUCCAAAGACCAGCAGGUUCCAUUGUUACCAGAUAUCAUUGAAUUACAGGAUCGCCUUAUAGAAACUAGAAGAAACUGUGCAUUUAAUUUUCCUGCAAUGGUGUUGUUUGUUGGUGCAAAGUCAUUCAAGUCAGAACUGGGUGUAUGUUUCUCUAGUAUAUGCAAGGACCCAAAUGUUGAAGUUAGAAAAACACUGUCAUCAGGGUUUCAUGAGAUUGCUGCCAUCAUGGGAAGCCAUGUGAGCAACCUUCAGGGAGAUAUGAUCACGUUGCUGCGAGAUGAAAACACGGAGGUGUUGAAGGGGAUUAUAACACAUCUGCCAGAGACUCUCACCUCGGUUUGUGGUCCACUUACCCAUCAGGCCAUGCAUGAAGUCAAGCAACACCAGAUAGCGGACCUGAUACCAGCAAUAUUAUCUGCAGAGAUUGUGAUAGCGGCAUCCAAUGACUGGCGACUACAGGAGACGAUAAUAGACCACUUCAAAUGUUUUCAACAUUUAACAAACAGUGAAAACAUCUACCAUAAAAUCAUUCCAGUACUCUUGAUCAAACUCAAGAAAGCUAGGGCAUUACCAGUGAGACUAGCAGCAGCACGCUCAACAUUAUUCCUGCUGAGAAAUCUCAAGAAGAUGGAACAGCGGGCAGAACUUCUCAAUACAUUAGUGACAGAUUUCUGCCAUGGUAAAAGCUGCCACCAUAGGAGUCUAUUCAUUGACAUUUGUAGAGUGACUAUAGAAUAUUAUUCCAAGUCGUUUUUCAAGGAAACGUUUUUCGAGUAUUUAUUAAGCUUACACACUGACCCUAUUGCAAAUAUUCGUUUUCGGUUGUGUUCAAUAUUACCGGAUUUAAAACGUUUGUUAAAAUUACCGAGUGACAGGACACUUUCGCAACAGUUGGAUGCAUGUGUUCGGAGAUUAUUAAUCGGGGAGAAAGAUAGGGAUGUUAGUCAAGCAAUAAAAUGUGCAGUGGAAGAAAUGGAUAAAACACCUGUGUAUAUGGAAUCUGGGUUGUCACGACGGAUCUUGAUGGAAGAAGAUAUUGAAGAUCAGAAGAAGGAAACAGAAGAGAAAAAACUUAUUGAAUUGGUAUGUUAUUGUUACUCCAUCAGCCUAGAUAGAAAAUGUUCUAGUGGAAAAGUAUGGCACAUCAAAAAUUCCAGUCCAAAAAAGGGUAAAAGUGGAAGUUCGAGUAGUGUGAAACAGGAACGUGAAUCAGCUGGUGUAAAACGUACGCCAAGUACGACCAACUCUAACACCGGUUCUACUGCCUCAGUAAAAGAAAGUGAAUCUCGAAUCCCGCUAGCUAACAGGUCAAAGUUAGCAAGGACAAAGUCAGAUUCUGCAGCCAGCAAAUCCGGUACAAAGACAACUCGGUCAGGUGCUAGUGGGGUACCCACACCCAGCAGUGCAGGCUCAGGAUCUACUAGGAAAAUUUCCACCUCAAAGCUGGCAUCAUCCGAGGCAUCUUCUCGGCGUGGAUCCUUCAAUAACUCUCCCACCUCUACCUCAGAUAAACCAGUAAGAAAAAGUAGUAAUGGAAGCAUUCCAACAUCAAAAACCAAGAAAUCCAAAUGAUAGUGUACAGUACAUGUAAUGUGAAGUCUGUUGAUAAACUCUAGUGUAGGUGCAAAAUUGUAACACAUCAACACAAGCUGGUCUGUGAUCAACUCUUGAAACGUGAUACAAACUGAAUUCAUGUGAUCACGAUUUUGACAAAAUGAUGCAAGCUGAAAUGAAACAUACACUGUGGGAUCACAAAUCUGUGAUUUGAUACAACCUGAUGUCAAAUAAUGUUGUCUACAGAAAAAGAUUGAACUAAUGCAGGAAUUGUGUUGCCGUGAUUUAAAAUGGUGUUGUACACAAAUCGUGAUUAUGACUACAUCUGGAUGUCAGUGUUCAGUACAAGUGUGAUUAAAAUCUGAAAUUCAGAAGUAAUGUAUGCAGGAAUAACAUGACCUUGGAUCAUGAUAUUACAGGAUCUUGAAUCGUGGCGAUACAGAUACUGGCUAAACUAAUGCAGACUGGAGGCUUUGAAGGGUCACGAGGAAUCGUGAUAAUGGUUAAGAAAUCCUGAUAAAAACUGAAUUUAUGCUGGAAGCUGCAGUCAAGAUUUGGAGUCGUGAUACCAAGUAAAGUCGUACAAGAUUCAUGUUUAUCAUAUACACUAGAAUGUGUUCUGUGUGUCCUGAAGUUGCACUAACUGUCAUUUAUAUUGCGAGGUGCUUUCAUUCAUUUGAGAAACUGAUGUUAUGUAAUUUGAAGCAGUCAUAGUGAUUUGGUGUUGUGAUUGAAUAAUGCUUAAUAUUUAAGAAAAUGAACACCAAAAUGUGGUCAGUGGAGAUAUGCAUUUAUUGGUGCCUACAUUCAAAUCCAUGCAAUUAUGACAUGGUAAUAUAUGCAUGGAAAGAAAUUUGUUUAAGGUGACAGUUACUGUAAUUGGCUGGAGUUUUCCUUAAAUUAUCUUCAAGUAAGGCUAAUGGAGGGUGCAAAGUGCCUAUGUUAUAAAGAUGUGAAAUGCUUUUGAUGCAGAGAAUUACGUGUGUGGUGCAUGUCCAGUUUCAGAGAUUUAAACUGAGCUACAAGGACUGUAUCUUGAAAGUAUGUGGUACUGAAAGUGAUCUAGAAAACAAAUGUUUUGAGAAUUACAUACCAUAUUUGGUAUAAACUGUUGAAAUAUAAGAUUUCUGUAUUGUUGUUAAGUACAAAAAAGUCUGAUUGCAAGGCAUUUUUUACAAGUCAGUUAUAUAAAUUACUACUAUGUAUUAAAGAUGUAGAAAAAUAUUUCAUUAACAGUUUUUAAACGAGGCAGGGAAAACUUGUUAAAUCAAAAUUAUAUAAUUACUGGUUUUUCUCUUUUGCAAAUAACAGCGACUUUAAACACAAUAGCGUAACGGCAAUAAUAAUUUUUUAAUCCAAAUUUUUUAAUAGUUGUUAACUAGGAAAAGACUGAGCCAAGUUAAUUAAACAGACUGAUUUGCACUCCUAAUGAUAAGUGCUUACGGAUUUUGUUUUAUAAUUAUUUGGCACUUUCCUUAAAUAUACUGUCAAUUCUCUUUUCCAAAAGAAGUACAUUUGUAAUAAACAACAGAAUUAUUACUGGCUGUUUUCUCAUUAAAACACAUAUCAUUCUGAUCAGUUUAUGAAUCCCAAAGGAGCUUAUUAAGUAAAGUGCAAAGCAAGCUUCUUUAUUAAUAAAAGAGAUCUCAUUUUGUUACCAUGAGAUUUUACGAGAUUUUGCUCCAUGUACUUAUGAGAGUUUCAGAUCUUGUUUUAUUUUAGUGAUUUUUGCUUUUCUCAGCAAGUCAGUACCUGUAAACUAAAAAAAAUAUGAGAAAUUAGGUUGCUUUCUUUACUUCCAAUCAGCUGAUUCAGUUCAAGUUAAAGUUCUGUUAUAUUUAGAGUUGUUGAUACAUGUAGGUAUGAAUUAUUAUCCGUGAUUUCUUAGUACAGAAGCCCUUGCAGGCUCUGUAUUCAGGUUAUGCAACUAUAGUAGGAGCAUUAGUCAGUUACAUUCCAAAACAGAGUUAUUCCAUAUAAACAGUGUAUUUUGUACAUAUUGAAAUUCAAAGUAAAAAAAUUGAACAAUAUACCAGUUUAAACUUUUUUCAGUCUUUCGUCUAGAAAACUUACUUGUUAUACAUUGUGUAUUGAUAUGUAGUCAAACCUGUCUGAAAAGACCACCAUUGGAAAAUGACAGAAUUUGUCUUUGACAACAGGUGUUGUCUUUUUUUUAAGAGGUAAAUCGACCCUGUAACUAGAAGUAGUAAUAAUGACCUUUAUAAACAGGGUUUUUUUUGGCUUUUAUUCAGAGAUGAUCUUUAGUACAGGUCUGGUAUGUACAAAAAUUUCAUAGUUUGUCGAGAUCAAGAAAUUUUAUAUAGUAACGGUAAAAUGAUUACCGUAUACAGUAUAUGCAUUCAUUUAUAUGUAAUUCCUGUUUCAUACUUCCUUGUAUAUCGUUCUGGGCCCAGUUGUUCGAAACUUUAACAGGCGAUUAAGCUAACGGUUGAUUGACUUUUAGGUUUGUUUUUUCGACAUUUCAGAAGACUUAGAAAACAAAUGUAUGAGGUAAGAAUUAUGAACACUGAAAAAUCUUUACAAUGAAAUCAAAACAUCAUACUAGUGUUUCCCACCAAGUCUAGUAUUUUGAAUCAAAAUUUAACUGGUGGUUGGUUUAACAGCCGAUUAAAGUUUAGAACAGCCCGGCCCUGACCUUGGUUCAAUUUGUUUUGUCUAGCUUUAUUGUUUAUUCACAAAACCACACAAAAUUCAGUAUUUUUCGUGUUCUGAUUUUUUUUUUUUUUGGCCGGUAGUGUUAAACCUGUGUAUUAAAAUUGACCUUGAACUUUUAAGUCAUUUGUAAUGGAAAUUGUAUGUUCACAAAGUCUUAUAUUUUUUGCCUUUACUUAGAAAAUGUAGAUACCUCUGCAGUCACUUGCUCCUUGCUGCUUUGGGUUCAAAUCCUAAAGUCAAGACGUCUUUCAUUUGAGGAAGCUAUCUGUCUGAUUAAAGAAAGGCCUGACGUUCUACCCAGGUGCCCACCAAUGCCUGAAAUAAUAAAGGAGGGGCCCUAGGGUCUUCCUUCACCAUAAAGAGCUUGAAAAUUGCAAAUGACCUAUAACUGUAUCGGUGUAACUUUAGACUUGACAGGAAGUACUUUUCUACAGAAACAUACAGGAUGAACUGUUUACAAAUUUCUGAAAUUUACCAUAACACACACAUAACGAAUUGAAGUAACUGCACCAUUUCUUAUUUGUUGUUCAAAAGUUGAAAUGACCUAAAUAUUACCAAUUACUUCAUUACAUCUAAAAAGAUGGAUACAUGUAUUUUCAUUUGCUGUGAACACAUCAUCUUUCAGUAUAAAACAAUGUAAAGCCAAAAAUAUAUAUAAAAAAGGAAUUCCUGUGUUGAAAAAGGGUUUGCAUGCUUUACAGUUAAUAAUUAAAAGUACUGUUUAGUAUGAUUUUGAAGAAUUUGUGUUUUCUUUCACUUUUGUUAUUUAUAUUGGUAAACUUAGAAGCCAAAUCAAACCUUGUAUGUUAUGUUCACUUGAUCCAAGUUAUUUUUUUAUUUUAUUUAGAAUAGUUUAUUAUAUAUAAUUAAAUUAUUUAUCAAUUCACAGUAGUAUGUAAUUGUGGAAGAUGGACAAAACCUCCUUGACUUCACUUUGCAGAUCUUGAAGAAACCUCUCCCAUGGAUUUCAUUGAAAUGGCAAAAACCCCGCAAAAUUAUUUCAGUUCUGCAAAAAUUAUUGAAAAUGUUUUUCUGCCAAUGUCUGUCUCAGAUACUUAAAUUUUCAAGGAUAAAUCUUUUUACAAUGUACUUCCAACUAAUGAAAAAUGAGAGUUGAUUUUAUACUGCUAUAUUUUUAGUUUAACUGUGAGUCAAGUUCUGCUACAUACAAAAAAAAAGCAAUGUGUAUUAAUCACUUCCAACAGCUCAUAUUCCUCGCCACGAGGAUUUGAAAGGAGAGAAGCCAUUUUCUCUCAAAAAGCUGAGUGCCAAACAAGGGAGCUACUGGUUCCUUUUCAUAUGUUUUUGUUUGACAUAGCCAGGGAACUAAACUCGUGGCCGCCUGUAUCUGAAACAGCCACUACCACUAAGCUAACAAAUCUGAAAAAGACAUGGAAAGUUUUUGUCAUUCUUACGGAAUACAUGGGGUAGAUUUUUUCAGUUUAUGCAAAAUUCAGUGAGAGGGGUUUUGUGCUACACUUUAAAUAGGAAAAACUAUUCUAGGUGCUUUCUUGCUUUUGCCAUAUAGCCACUAUUGCCAUAUACUAGUACCAUUCUUAGUUUAUACUAACAAUACAGACAUAGUUCAGAACACAGACAUAUUAACUUAGUUUAAUUUUAAGGUUAGUUAACAUUCAGAAGUAUUUACACAGCGUACUAGCUUUAUUGACAAGAUAUAAGAUUUACUCUGUGUUACAUUUCAAUAUACAGUAGAGACUGCCUUAGCGUCCCCUUGCCUUCAGCAACUUUCCGUCUACAACGACCUUUUUAUUUCCUCCCAAUGCAUUUUACAUUAAAAUUGGCUUGUUUCUAGCAACUCUGUCUGAUGCGUACAGCGACUAUGAUUUGUUUGCCCGGAACCACAACUUCGAACCUUUAUAACGACUUUUUGACCCAUUCUCUUAAAUGGAGAAACUUUUCCAGUACAAAUCAUUGAGUGUAGUCCUAGAUCUUAAUAACUGCGUCAUCGCAUUAUCGAUAUGAAAAUAAAGUGAAGCAGACUAAAAGGUCAUUUAAAAUAUUCCAUGUUUUAUCAGAGGGUUAAGAGUGUUUAAAUGUUUUUAAUAAAAUGCUUACUAGAACAUGUGUUAUUUGCCUUAAACCAAGACCUCUCCUAGUCAGAUUGUGUAUAGAGACUCCCUGUAUACAAUUACCUUUUUGAAGUUCUCCAAAGGUUGGUCACUGUAGACAGUCUUUACUGUAUUUCACACACACACACACAAAAAAAAGAAAACUUAUUUAAUAAAAUAUUUUCAUAGAUUCAUAUGACGAGGCCGUGCUGUGAUGACAUGAUUUCAUACAGAUUUCAUAUAACAACACCACUUGAAAGAAAGUGUGCUUAUUUUUUGGCAAAUUAAUCAAUGUUCAUUUAAACACCACUUGCUCAGACAUUGGUGGCUCUAGUGCCUUGGGCCCACUUGAACAAUUAGUAUGGUCCGCAGCAGUUUUCCAUUUAUAUUUUAUGUUCAAAUCUCUCAAAAUACUUAGUAAGAUAAUUUUUUGUGUCUGUCAACUUCUGGCCAUAUAAAACAUACCGUACAUAUUGAAUUCCAGCCUGCUCGUAAGACCUCAGCAGGUAAUUUCAAAUUCUUUUGAUUUAUCGUCCACUUAGUGCAAAAAAAAAAGAGAAGAAGAUAACUGCAUGAUAAAGCACUUUUCACCUUUUUUGUGCUGAGGUUAGAACUCAUUAUAUGAUUUCUAUUGUACUUAAAUUUGUAUUCAGUCCAUUUAGAGUAUUUCUGAGAUGGUCGUUAUCUUGGAGUAGUCAUAAUAUUGAAUAUUUCUAUAACCAACCAAAUUAUAGCUCUUUUUUGCAGUUGCUAAACCAUUAUUAGAAUUUGCAUUAGUUAGAAUGUAGUUAAAUAUCCCUUAAACCACAAAUUAGUUUAUAAUAGCCUGCAAUAUGAGAAAAGAAAAAAAAUGCAAUGUUUGGCAUAAUGAGAUUGUCCCUGUAGCUUAGAUUCUUUUAUUUUUGUUGUUCUUGUUUUUGUUGUUGCUUUUGAAAGGAUUCAGUUAAGUAUUGUGUUCUUUUUUUUUAUAAUUGAGCCAUGCCAUGAGAAAACCAACAUAGUGGGUUUGCGACCAGCAUGGAUCCAGACCAGCCUGCGCAUCCGCGCAGUCUGGUCAGGAUCCAUGCUGUUCGCUUUUAAAGCCUAUUGGAAUUGGAGAAACUGUUAGCGAACAGCAUGGAUCCUGACCAGACUGCGCGGAUGCGCAGGCUGGUCUGGAUCCAUGCUGGUCGCAAACCCACUAUGUUGGUUUUCUCAUGGCACGGCUCAAUUAUAUGUUUUGUUUAGAAUGCAAUGACUGUUUAAGUUUUUUUUUACUUUUCAGUACAUUGAAAAUGUUGGCCAAAUUCUGUCAUUUUAUGUUUACAGGUUAAAGUUGGCUUCUGAGAAAACUUUUAUUAUGAUUUGAUUCUCCUAUAUCUAUUUUUGCAUUUUUAUUGGUAGGGAAACUUCCAUGCGUCAGUGUUAUGCACGAGUGCUGAAUAGAAAAAUGUAGUUUUGUUGGUAUUUAGUCAGAGUAUAGGUAAUUUUUGGCCAGUUUAACAAAACUUAUUCUUCCAUAAAUAAGAUAUACUAAAACAGAAUCAGAAUUUGUUUCACUAUUCACCAGUGUGUUUUUAUAGGGAGUUUCAGUCAUGCUUCCUGUGAAAUGUGUUUGUUCAAUGUUCAUUUUCCUUUUGUCUUUGACUUGAUUCAGGAAUAUGUAUAGUCAAACUUGUACUACAAGAUCACCUGUGGACAGAUUCCACCUGUUGGAUAAAUAUCUUGUUUCAUUUCUGAAAUUCUGAUUGUGUUUUAACCUGUAAAAAAAAAACAUCACCUUUAGAUAAAUACCACAUUUUGGGAUUCUGUGUCUGUAAGCUUAUUUAUUGUCACCACCAGAGACCCAUAUGGGUGACUCCUCCAGAAGGCUCUUAGAAAUUUUUAAGUUGGAGGACAGUGUGCGAUAUAUAAAACGCUCCAAUUCCAUAAGCUUCCCUGGUUCUCUGGCGUUCCAGGUGUAAAGCACCGAUACAUAAGAUUUUUAUCCCAGUGUUAGUAAUUUCAUUUGGAGGGGGUUGAACAGUCUUACCACUGGAACACUGUGUCCGCUUUUUAGGGAUCUGUCAAGCUUGGUAUUUAUAGAUAGAUUGUCUUUAUAUAAAGGUGUUCUUUAUAUUCAGGUGUCAUUAUGUACAGGUGUUCUUUUUAUACAGAUUUGACUGUAUAUUGGUGUGUUGAUUGAGUUCUCUUCUACCUGUAUUUGUUCUUACCAGUCCAGUGCAAUUUCUCACAAAGUGAUUCCUGUCUACCUGCUUACAAAUGUUCGUUUUGAUUUUGAGUCAGAUUUUUUUCUUUGCAUAUAUUAGGCUGUAUUUUUCAUAUUAUCAUUCAACUUGUACUUUUUUGUUCAAGGUAAUAGACAACUGAUGGACACUGAGUAGUGUUAUUUAAUGUUAUAGCUUUACUUUAGUUUUCCUGUCAAACGCAAAUGUACAUGUAAUUACAAAAGAUGAAAGUGGAAGUUUUUCUGUGUUACAUGGAGAGGUUAAAUAUUUAUCAUUUCUGGGAAAUCUUCAGAUAUCUAUGGAACGGAUACCUUAAAAACUAAAUUUUAGUGCUCUAUUCUGCAGUCUGAAUAAAAUUCACUUAAAAUAAAAUGCAAGAUGGUUUACAGAAUAAUUUAUUCUUUGUGGUGUUGGUUUCAAUAUGUUAGUAAAAAUUGUUAAACAUUCAUUUCUCCAAACUGAAGGCUUUAAUGAUUAAAGUUUUAGUUAAAGAUCCUUUCCUAUUUUAGAGAGUUUUUUCUCAUACAAGUAUUUGUGUAUGAAUGACAUCAUAGGUCCUAUUCUUUGUUCAACAGAUUACAUGUAUAUCACUGUUUUUAUUUUCUUGGGGUAAACUUAAGGCUUAAAUUAUACAAAAAGGCCUGAUUUUGCAGGCUUACUUAGUUGCAUUUGUCAAUGCAUAUGCUUAUAUGUUUUUCCUGUCAUAUUAUUUAGUAUCCAUAGAUGGGAAUAUUUCAGUAAGUAAAACAAAACCCAAAUAACCUUUUCAGCUAUUGUUUUGUUACUUCUAGUAAAGUUCUGAAUAAUUUCCAGGUCAGAAAUCCAGUAUGUCUUGUGUAAACAUUGCUUAAUAUGUGUCAUAUGUGUGUUAAGCAAUAAACAUGAAUUGAUUAUUUAUGAAUUUUCAAUUUCUUUCUUGUGUUGUCUUUUUCCUUGUUUUUGACAGAAUCAUGAUUUUUUAUUUCACAGUUACCGAGUAUACAUGAAGAAAUUAUGAUAUGUAUUUGUUAAUUGUUGUUAAUUGUAAGAUAAAAUUUUAUUUUUCAGAUACAUUGUAUGAUUAUAAAAUAGUUGUAAGAUUAUGAAUAAAAUAGAUUAUCUGUGCUGUAUCAAA
Mercenaria mercenaria is the source of this 10869-nucleotide messenger RNA. RefSeq names its product serine/threonine-protein phosphatase 4 regulatory subunit 4-like. Lineage: Eukaryota; Metazoa; Mollusca; Bivalvia; Venerida; Veneridae. The transcript has 25 exons. The coding region runs from base 176 to 2821 and encodes 881 amino acids. The record is from RefSeq and is a predicted model, not a curated record. Gene Ontology annotation, cellular component: protein serine/threonine phosphatase complex; cytosol. Gene Ontology annotation, molecular function: protein phosphatase regulator activity.